AUGCAGCAAUGGGAAGGAAAGAAGGAAGAAAGAGCACAUAUGCGAAAUGAUUACAGUAGGUUUAUAGGUUACAGGUGUGUUGAACUUCACUUCGUUGCACUUCGUUACGUUCAACUGUUUAUAGAUUACAGUAGGUUUAUAGGUUACAGGUGUGUUGAACUUCACUUCGUUGCACUUCGUUACGUUCAACUGUUUAAAGAUUACAGUGGGUUUAUAGGUUACAGGUGUGUUGAACUCCACUUCGUUGCACUUCGUUACGUUCAACUGUUUAUAGAUUACAGUAGGUUUAUAGGUUACAGGUGUGUUGAACUUCACUUCGUUGCACUUCGUUACGUUCAACUGUUUAAAGAUUACAGUGGGUUUAUAGGUUACAGGUGUGUUGAACUCCACUUCGUUGCACUUCGUUACGUUCAACUGUUUAUAGAUUACAGUAGGUUCAUAGAAAAUCAACAAUUCCUCUAUAAUUAUGUCGUAAUAUUAGACAACUAUAAAGUGUAUAAUAAUAAAAUAAGCAACGUUCUUACAUCACUCAACAAUAAUAUAAUGGAAUUUUAUGAAGGAUUGAAACCAUAG
Messenger RNA from Chironomus riparius, 573 nucleotides. The record is from the annotation of a GenBank genome assembly. NCBI's taxonomy places the organism in Eukaryota, Metazoa, Arthropoda, Insecta, Diptera, Chironomidae.